This is a messenger RNA of Myripristis murdjan (pinecone soldierfish), 2232 nucleotides long. Its product is annotated as gastrula zinc finger protein XlCGF57.1-like. The record is from RefSeq and is a predicted model, not a curated record. Gene Ontology annotation, biological process: regulation of transcription by RNA polymerase II. Lineage: Eukaryota; Metazoa; Chordata; Actinopteri; Holocentriformes; Holocentridae. Gene Ontology annotation, molecular function: RNA polymerase II cis-regulatory region sequence-specific DNA binding; DNA-binding transcription activator activity, RNA polymerase II-specific. Bases 129 to 1652 code for a protein of 507 amino acids. The transcript has 2 exons. Gene Ontology annotation, cellular component: nucleus.
AGAAGAAGCAGCAGCGGAAGCGGAAGCUAAAGGAGGAGUAAAAGAGAAAACAAUGCAGGAGACUUUGUGAGUCAGUUGCUGUCGAAAACAGCAGAAGGACCAAGAAGUGUUCUUGUAAAUGUGUGAGAAUGUGUGACGUGCAGGAGCUCAUGUGUCUGAUCCAGCAGCAUCAGGCUACGGCGGCUCGAGAAAUACUGGAAGUGUUUAAAAGGACGUUAGCGGCGCACGAGGAGCAGCUGCGGCAGUUAAGAGAGGAGAACGAGCGGCAGAGAAAGCGGCUGGACGCUCUUUUACAGCCUCAAGUUCGACUAGAAAGAGCAGUGUUGCCUCAGCAGCUGCUGGUGAGUAAAGAAGAGGUUCCCCCUGAGCAGCAGGAGUGCAGCCCCAGUGUGAAGCAGGAGGAGCCAGAGCCCCCCCACAUUAAAGAGGAACAGGAGGAGCUCAAUAUCACCAAGGAUAACCCAUUCACUCCUGCCCCUGUGAAGAGUGAAGAUGAUGAAGAGAGAGCUCAGUCCUCACAGCUUCAUCAAAGCCAAACUGAGGAGAACAGAGAGGCAGAGCCUCCGGCCAGCAGCUCCACUGAAACAGAAGCUGAUGAAGAGGAUUUCCAAGCAAGUAGUGAUGGCCAGCUGCUCUCUUCACACUCCUCUGAAUCUGAGACUGAAGACAGUGAAGAUGACUUGGAGGAGACUGGAGAGCCUCAGUCAGAUUUAGCCUCAGUGAGUGAAGUCCUUUUCAGCCAUGACAGGUCUGAGGCUGGAGAGAAGCCAUCUUCCUGCUCUGUCAACAAAACCACAGGAAAGAAACAGUGGAGCUGCUUUGUUUGUGGUAGAAACUUUAAACAAAGAUGGCUCUUAAAAAGACACAUGUUGACGCACAAGAGAGAGACAAAAUUCAGCUGCCCAUUCUGUGCCAAGAGAUUUCCAGGGAAAAGUGAAUUAAACACUCAUGUGGUAGUUCAUGCAAGAGAGAAACAAUUUCGCUGUUCAGUCUGUGGUAAGACAUAUACAGAUGAAAUUUGCUUAAACAGACACAUGAGACUCCACAAAGGAGAGAAAACUUUCAGUUGCUCAGUCUGCGCUAAGAAAUUUAAAUGGAAAAGUCAAUUAAACGCUCAUAUAGUAGUCCACACAGGAGAGAAACCCUUUAGCUGCUCAGUCUGCGCUAAGAAAUUUAAAUGGAAAGGUCAAUUAGACGUUCAUAUGGUAGUCCACACAGGAGAGAGACCUUUUAGCUGCUCAAUUUGUGGUAACGAUUUUACACAGAGGUGUAGCUUAAACAAACACAUGAGAAUCCACACAGGAGAGAAACCUUUCAGCUGCUCAUUCUGUGCUAAGAGAUUUGCAUGGAAAAGUGAAUUAAACUAUCAUGUGAUAGUCCACACAGGAGAGAAACCAUUUUGCUGUUCAAUCUGUGGUAAGAGAUUUAUACAUAAAAGUGGUUUAAGAAUACACAUGAGAUACCACACAGGAGAGAAACCAUACAGCUGCCCAUUUUGUGGUAAACAUUUUACAACAAAAUCUGGCUUAAAUGCACACACAAGAGUCCACACAGGAGAGAAACCUUUCAGCUGCUCAAUUUGUGGUAAACAUUUUACAGUGAAAUCUAGCCUAAAUACACACAUGAUUGUCCACACAGGAGAGAAAACAUAGCUUCUUAAUUUGUGGUAAACAUGUUUCAGAUAAAGGUCAUACAAAUGCGCACAUGAUUGUCACUCAGGAGAGAAACCUUUUAGCUGCUCAGUCUGUUAUCAAACUUUUACAUGUAAAAGUCACAUAAACAGACAAAUGAGAAUCCACUCAGGAGAGAAACUGGGCAGCAGCAGUGUGUGUGGGAGAAGUUUGUGCAGGCAUGACCGUGUUAAAAGUCUCAAGUGUGUUGGUGAGAGCAGCAGCAGCUGAAGCUGCAGAUCUGCUGCUUGAACUGAAUUGUUCAACAGGACAACAAACUAGAAAACAUGAUGACUGUCCAUCACUCAGGACGAGGAAACUCAAACUCUUCUCAGUCAGUGUUGUUGUUGGAGAUGCAGCCACAUGUGAACACUGCUCACACACAUCUUGUGUUAAUGCAGGCUCAUUGAAGAGAGAAAUUCUUGUUGCUCCUGUUUGCCUCAAAUUCAGGUUUAUGUUCCCUUGUCACUUUGAUCAUCUGAUACAUGUAAGUUAAUGUUCUGGCCAGCAACUCAACAUUUGUCAUUCUUUACUGGAAUUAUAUUGUUAGACAUCAGUGUAG